Musa acuminata subsp. malaccensis (wild Malaysian banana) is the source of this 1884-nucleotide messenger RNA. RefSeq names its product signal peptide peptidase 2. Gene Ontology annotation, cellular component: cytoplasmic side of endoplasmic reticulum membrane; lumenal side of endoplasmic reticulum membrane; membrane. The record is from RefSeq and is a predicted model, not a curated record. Gene Ontology annotation, biological process: membrane protein proteolysis. Gene Ontology annotation, molecular function: aspartic endopeptidase activity, intramembrane cleaving. NCBI's taxonomy places the organism in Eukaryota, Viridiplantae, Streptophyta, Magnoliopsida, Zingiberales, Musaceae.
GUCGCUUGUGCUCGCUUGACGACUCUCCCGCGCACGCUAAAGAAACGCCGAAGGCGGCAUGAAUCAAAGCGGUGUGCGUUUCGAAAUGGUCAUCCAAACGUUCGAACGCACGAUGCAUGUACUCAAUCUAGGUUUAUUGGGCACGCCGAAUCCAGAAGAUCUCUGUCCCGGAUCUAGUAGGGCUUCUAACCUUUCCCCCUUAAUCUCAGGAAUCAAAGGUACGCUGACGUUCCUUCCUAUUUCGCUGUCGUAUGGAUCUCUAACCCCGAUCCCUUUCGUUCCGGUUCUUGGAUUUGUCGGCCAAUUGUCCUGGAGUGCGACUGUCGCGUUGGAUUAGGCUACAAGAUUGGGUUUUGGGGCUGUGCCUUUGGUUGAAUAGCGGAGACCCGAGGACUUAAUUCUGGGAGGACAGUACCCUGGAUACGUCACUCAACCUGUUGCCGUAGUCUUGGGAAAUUAAUCUUAUAUCAAAAGAUCACUUUUCUUUCCAGUUUUGUCAAUCUAUAAAAUCAUCUGCUCUUUGCGGCUUGUGAUAGUUAUUUACUAGUGAGUCUGAGUUGAUUACAAUGAAUACACUCGUGCAUGCUGCAAAUCUUGCUCUUUUAGGUCUGACCUUAGCUCCACUAUUAGUGAAGAUAAAUCCCAAUGUGAAUGUAGUUUUGACAGCAUGCUUGACUGUUUAUGUUGGUUGCCAUCGUUCAGUCAAGCCAACGCCACCUCCAGAGAUGAUAUCAAACAAGCAUGCCAUGCGAUUUCCUUUUGUCGGAAGUGCAAUGCUGUUAUUGUUGUUUCUGCUUUUCAAAAUUUUCUCCAAAGAUUUGGUUAAUGCAGUACUGACAUGUUACUUCUUUAUUCUCGGGAUUGUGGCUAUCUCAGCAACAUUAUCACCAGCAAUUAAGCGUUUUCUUCCAGAACAUUGGAACAAUGACCUCAUAAUUUGGCGUGCUCCUUAUUUUGAUUCUGCUUCAGUAGAGUUCACCAGGUCCCAGAUUGUUGCCUCAAUACCAGGAACUUUCUUUUGCCUCUGGUAUGCUUUGAAGAAGCAUUGGCUGGCAAACAAUAUUUUGGGAAUUGCAUUCUGCAUUCAGGGAAUUGAAAUGAUGUCAUUGGGAUCAUUCAAAACUGGUGCCAUUCUUUUGGUUGGACUAUUUUUUUAUGAUAUCUUUUGGGUAUUCUUCACGCCUGUGAUGGUUAGUGUUGCUAAAUCUUUUGAUGCUCCAGUAAAGCUUCUAUUCCCAACUUCUGAUGCUGCACGACGAUUUUCUAUGCUUGGACUUGGUGAUAUUGUUAUUCCUGGGAUUUUUGUAGCAUUGGCAUUGCGCUUUGAUGUGUCAAGAGGAAAGAAAAUAUGCUAUUUCAAUAGUGCCUUUUUGGGAUAUACUAUUGGUUUGACCUUAACAAUCAUUGUCAUGAACUGGUUUCAAGCUGCCCAGCCUGCUUUGCUUUAUAUAGUCCCUGGUGUUAUUGGAAUUGUGGGUGCUCAUUGCCUUUGGAAUGGGGAUGUAAAAAUGCUGUUGGAGUACGAUGAAUCGAAAACCUCAUCUGAACUAAGCAGCAGCAGUAGCAGUUCACCUCGAGAUGAAGACGCCAAAGCCGACAAGAAGGUGGAUUAGUUUGCCAUUUGUUGCUGAAGUAAAACAAAAGUUUUGGUAUUUUGCAUCUGACGGCAUCCAACUAAUUCCCAGAGCAUCAUUGUUCCCGAUUGGUUCUUGAAACACCGAUGCUUUAAUGAAACACAAUAAAAUCUUAUUAGCUAAAUUUAUGUGCGCCUCUGUCUGAAGUGUUUAAUUUACUGUUCCUUUGUGUAGGAUUUUAUCCUGUAAUCACUGGUUUUGAAACAUGCUGAAUGACACAGUGAAUCACCAAGUGUUGGUGAGUCUGAGA